Trypanosoma rangeli is the source of this 6267-nucleotide messenger RNA. RefSeq lists its product as uncharacterized. The record is from RefSeq and is a predicted model, not a curated record. The transcript has a single exon. NCBI's taxonomy places the organism in Eukaryota, Euglenozoa, Kinetoplastea, Trypanosomatida, Trypanosomatidae. Gene Ontology annotation, molecular function: protein binding; calcium ion binding. Bases 1 to 6267 code for a protein of 2088 amino acids.
AUGAAACGGCAGAAUGAGCGGAUGCAAAGCUUGCAUUCCAUGCGAUGCCCUUCUGCCAAAAUGGAACAGACGGAGAAGACUACAGAUAAGCUUUUACUCUCCAGCAGCGGCAUCCUCGGUGAGCAGGUCACCUCCGUGUAUGACAGGCUGCAGGCGAGAGAGGCUCUGGGGCGACAGCAACAACAACAAUUGGAGGAAACCUGGAAAACACCACCGUUAAGGAAUGGGCGGCGGGCACAGGAAAAGACGAGUUUCUGGAAGAAUAAAAUGUCAGCUCGGCUUGGUGAUCCUAUUGUGCCCCUUCAUAUGCUUGAGCGCAUGCAGAUUGUGUUUAUAUUAUACGGGAAACAACAACAACGUAAAAAGAGAACUGUGUUGCCUUUUGACGACUCCACUAAACGCGAGGAGGAGGAGAUGAAUGAGUUUGAGGCCAUGAUUCAUAGCAGAGAGCAGGAGUUGGAUAGGCAGGAAGUUCCUGUAGAUGGUAGUGCACCUUUGCAUGCGUCAGGUAACGACCUUGUUUUGGGUGGCGCAGGCGCAAAGGGGAUUCCCUUUCCUGUAUUUGAGCGGUUCAUUGUGGAGCCAUACUUUGAUGCGCUCUUCCCGCCCGCGGUGCCGUCCACGCACGCGGUGGGGCCCUCCAUUGAGACCUCAGACGGCUGCCUAAGCUCCUUCGAAUUGACCGCUAAAAGCUCUUGGAGUUUUGCUGGUCGUCCACGGACACGCACGCGGUUCUUGUACCAACGGCGGCGUGAGAGCCACGUGGAGGCGGCGGAGAAUCUCUUUAGUGUGAUGGACACCAACGGUGACGGAUUCCUCUCCUGGGAUGAGUUUAGUAGCUACAUCCUGCAGAGUGGCCAACAGUUGCUGCUGAAGAGCCAGUACGGCCGCGGGGGGACGGCGAGGGAAAAAGACGGUAGUGCAGAGAAUGUUGCCGGUCGUUGUCUGAACUUUACCCCCACGCCUUUAAACGUGAAUCUCUGGCAGCAGCAAUACCCCCUUGUGCAUCACUUGUAUCACUCAGAGCCUAUCAGUCGGCUUAUCUUUUCCAACAGCGGACGUCGCUAUAUCACGGCGGCGUGGGACGGGCUUGUGAAGGUGUGGCGGCCCAACCCACGACUGGCAGAUGCAUACGGCAAGCCUUCCAUUGUGCAUGAGUGCACGAUAUUUGCGGCGGGGGCACCCAUUAUUGACUUGGUGUUGAGCCCAGCCUCCCUCGGGGACGCGGAAGUGUUGGCCGUGGUGUGUAUGGACGGAACCGUCACGCUGCUGCGCGCGGGUACAGGCGAGGUGCUCAAAACGUUUAUUGGCCGCUGCUCGAUUCCCCCAAACGUGGGUUCCCACUUUCGGCCUAAAUUGAGGACGUGCACGCAAGUGAGGGAGUUUCAUGUGAAAAAUGCUAAUGAUUUGCCACUUACGGAACAAGACAUCAAUGGCACCGUUGAGACUGGUGCGGUGGUGCUACGACCCACCUUUAAGGUUCGCGCCUACCGUCGUGAGGCGAUUGAGAUGUUCUUUACGGAGGUCUCCCGCUACUUUACUGGACUCAGUGUAGUGGCGCCGACGUAUGAGCACCUCGAACGGCGACACCACGUCAUGGCGGAUGUGCUGCUGCACUUUGGGGAUGCUCUUGUUACGCCAAUGAAUAAUAAACUGAGUCCACACCACACUUUCUUUGGGCUGCCCAAAAAUGGUACCAGGGAUGCGAAGAAAGCGACGGACAACGCGGAGGCUAGGGCCACUCACGACGCUUCUCAGUUAGGCACGGAUGACGCUUUUGUUUUGCAAACUGGCGAGGCGACGGCGAGUGCAUCGUUACAGCCACGGCGUCAAAAACAGUGGCGGCAGCAUCAGCUCCGCGAGGUUCAAACCCCGACAACAGCUGUUCCCCGCUCUUCUUCCCUCAAUUACUCCGACGUGGGCGAUAAUGAGAGUAAUAAGUGCUGGUUUGCCCGGUCCGCGGCGUUUGCGCAGUACAAGCGUGCAAACUCCGCCUCCGUCCUUCCCAGUGGUGUCUUCCUCCUGCUUGGCUUUGAGACGGGGGUGCUGCAAUUUUACUCCUUACACUCGCAGUUGUUUGCCAUCUCAAACAUCGCCAUGGCACGGCUGGAGGUACCUUCCAUGCACGAACCGGUGCUUGCUCUCAAACUGCACCGUGGCAGCAUCACAAGUAUCCUGACGAGUGAGAUGCAUGACCUGCUUAUGACGGCAAGUGACGAUGGCACCGUUAUUCUGCGACACAUAAGUCGAAUCUGUGUACCGUUUUUAACGUUGGGUGACGGGGUGCCGUUACCUGGUAGGCCCCUACCGUUUCACCCCAGUGGGCACACUAAACGUAUUACGUGCAUAUGUUGGCAUAGCGUGCGUGGUAUUAUCGCCACAGGUGGGGCCGACCGCAUUGUUAACUUUUGGGCGUCCUCAUCGUCACGUCCUCUGUACCGAAUUGAUCUUCGUAUUUUUUCCACCAGCAGUGGAACCAGUGGGACCCCGAUUGAUGUCUCAUUUAUCCAACCCCCACGUUACCCAUUGUUGUUGUUAGUACUUGACACGAGACGUAUGUUGUACUUUAUCGAUACCGUUUCGUAUCAAUGCUUGCACAUGCUGCGGGACGAUGGGCUUACGUCGUUGAAGGCGGGAGACAUGUUGUGUGCCCGCUACGACGUUGUGGAUGGUCGCCUCAUCCUCGGCGGGCGCCAUGUGCGGGCAUGGGACAUCCGUCAAACGGAUGAAUACCCGGGCGAUUACUGUGGUCAUCGGCGCGCCGUUGUCGGGCUUGUGUACCAGCGCACCUUUGGGUUUUGGGUGAGUGCCGAUGACUCUGUUGUGAUUAUUUGGAAUGCUAAGAUGGUGGAUAUGCAUGGAGAGUGCAAGGGUUCCUUUAAGAAGGAGGCGGAGGAGGGCGGCGAAGGGGCACGAAGACGUCGCUCUAUCGACCGGGAGAGGAAGAAGGGGUUUCGUUGGGUCCUGCAGAGUGACGUGGUGCGUUACUGGACUGUUGAGGGUGGAAUUUUUUGUCUGGCGGUGGAGCAGUCCGAGUUGUCGCACGUGUUUGUCGCGCUUCUGCGAGAGCGACGCAUUUUGGAGUACAACAGCUUCAGUGGAUCGGUGCUCCGCGCGUUUGACUUUCCUGGGGAAUCAGGGGAAAUCUGCUCCCUGGCGUGUGGCAGGUUUAACAGCAAGGCCUCGUUUAUGCACCCCGUUGCGUUUCUCUGCGGGACAUUUGAGCGUGAGCAGUCGUCGAAUGGCACCACCGCCCUCUACAUGUUGACGUCGGACAGUGACGUGAUCGCUGCCGCGGAUUCUUCGAGCAGCGUCCACCGCUCCAUCGUGACCACAGGCGUCGGGGUGUCGUGCGCCGUGAUUGUGGCCGCCCUCGGCCUCGUUGUUGUGGGCCACCGCGGCGGCAUUAGCGUGACGCCGGUGGAUGAGGCCACUACGUGCCCCAUUGCCUGCACACGGCUCACGGACGUGCCGCAAAAGCGACGGCCACAUGGGAAGGGGGGGAAAAAAAAUGGAGUCACGGCUCUCUCGGAGUCGCGCCGCGUCACACCGCCGCACCCCACGCCGACAGCGGCGUCAGUUACUUCAUUGAUAAGCGGCGAGAAGAGUGGUCAGCUUAACAAGCGGCACGUGCUUGGUCUUUCAAGUUUGCAGCAGCGACGGCAAACGCAGCAGAGGAACAGCAUCUGUCGUCUUGCACCACCGCUAGACCUUGUCGCUCUCCUCCCUGGGCCUCUCCUACAAGAUCCGGUGUCAAUCACACGAGAAUGCAUGCAGCAAAGAGAGCGGUAUCUUUUCUACAAUGAACGCCAGACCACGGCGUCCGCGGGAAACCCAUUGAAGAUCACGUCUGAUACCGUCGCCAGCAUGGAGGAGGAGGAGUAUGGUGAGAAACGGAAUAGCAACAGUGAUGAAUUGCCACCGCUAUUACUGUUUUCUGACGCCUUUAUAUCCUCCUCUCCUGCCUUUGCUGGAAGCUUUGGUUUGCUUCUUCGUGAGCAGCUUGCCGCCCGUGGCUACGUUGGACAUAUUGUGCCUGUGGCCGAAACCGGCUAUGCCGUAACUGGCAGCGAUGACGGUGUCGUACAGUUGUGGAACCUACGCACCCUGUCGGAGGUGAUGCGCUACCGUGCCACCUACGCACUUGAUGCGAUAACCGCGAUGGAGGUUAGCGAGGAUGCCGCCUACCUCGCCGUGGGGGAUACAAAUGGGCAUAUUUUGUUGCUUGACAUGCAUGAGAUUUCGUGGGAUUCAGCGAUACCGCUUGAGAUGGUAACAGGCAUUGAAAAUGGUGUACAUGUGCUGCAUCGGUGGCGCGGGCAUCGACAUAAUGUCACAUCUGUGCAGUUUGUGCGGCGUGAGGGCGGCAUGGUGCGUCGUAGCGCUGCUUAUUCCUACACCGUGCAUCGAAAUACCACUCCGCGGACGCCUCUCCGCCAGGUUUCGGGUUUGGAUUUUUCUGCAGCUAACAAUAACACAACUGAUGAAAAUGUGGCUUCCCGAAACUACAGCAGCCGCGAUGUUUUUUUCCUUUGCACCAGUGGGGAGGACAGCUACGUCUACGCCUGGUCUUGGGAAGCGGAGCCGCGUGGGGGAGGCUCUGUGAAUUGCAUUGGCUGCUUUGGCGGGGGUGUGGAGUUGCCACCAACACCACCGGUUGACGAGCUGACAGAUUCCGCCUGGCAAGUGCUCGAGGUGGUGCGGAAGGUGUACAUUGAGGAGCGCCUCAUGUCGGCUGGCGGUGCCCUCAGUGGGCCAAACGUGGAGGGGGCAAUUCCCACCGCGGUGCUUGAAAUUAUGGAGGACAUGCAAUCGGUGAAGUCUGCUGUGAUGUUGUUACGGCGCGGGGCGGCGGCGAUGGGGAAGCGGCUGGUGUCACUGUCAACCCUCCUCCGGGCACGGGAGCGCAGUCGCGUGCAGUGCACCAGCCCAAGCUUUGUGAGCUCCGCAAGCGAACCCUGUCCUCCCACCUACGUUUUAGCCUUUGAGGAGGGGUUGUACUACGAUCGCGGCAUUGUGGAGCUGCUCGAGCGCGUCCUUACGGGGAUGCAGGAGGCGCGUACGCGACGAAAGUCGAUUAUGCAGUUUCCUGUUUGUCGUGCAAACCUUAUAGGAUCGAAACGCUUACUAAAGCCCCCUCGGCAAACCGCCAUAGCCUCGCAGAUGGAGAGAAGCCUCGCCGAGGAUGAAACACCCCUUCCGACGACUGUUACAGGCACGCUAGAUAUUACAACUCGUGGUGCCGUUACUGGCACAGACCCAACUGUGGUUGCGGGUAUGCGUUUUGUUACGAGCACUCCCGUGGUCGGCACACAGGCGCCUACGUGUGAGUUGCCUACAAAGGGUGCUGUGGUCAAGGAUUCUGGCAGUGAGCCUUUCAUGUUCCCCUCGCCGAGUGCCUCCAAUGUGUUCCAGCCCACCUUACCAUCCAUCAAUGCAUCUCAGGGCUCUCAAUACCGACUAUUUAGCUCCACCUUACCGCUUACAACGCGAACGGAGUCAAUUUCUAUGCAGACGAAUGGGGGAAACUGGGCUCAGUUGCCUUCGAUUACCGUACACUUUGCCACGCCGUCGCCGCUUCCACGUCUACAGCAUGUCGACAAGAACGCCGCUGAGGCUGGCGUGGGCUAUAACACAAAAACGGAUAAACUUCCCCUGAUCUCCGACAUUGUUGCAGUCGGCAAGCAUAAAGGUGAAGCCUAUAAAGAACGGCAAUACGGCGUUAAAGUUCUUCUACGGGAGAAGGCAAAGCGACGCUCGUUUCACUUUAUGGUCCUGGGCCAGACGCAGAAGCACCUGGCGGAGCAGAAGCCUAUCGAAGUAAAGGGUACGGAUCCUGAGCAGCUUAGUGCUGCACGGCGCGAGCGAAGACGAAGGUCUUCAGCGUGGGAAAUGGCGCGUUUCAUGCAAACACUUAUGACAUGGAAGUCGCCGCAGGUGGCAAGUAUGUCAUUCCGAAGUGUUGGUUCCGGCUCGGAAGGUUGCCGGGGUCAUCGUCUCUCAUACACGGAUACCAUGGGGGUGGAUCCGGUGGAGUUGCCGUUGUUUAUUCCGCUCUCUUUGGGGGUCCCAUGCCCCUGCACCCUCAGCAGCACUCUUAAAGUGGACGAAGGCAAAAACACGAUGGCGCAGCUGAAGAAUGAGAUGGAGGCGAUGGGUGCGACACUGAAGGCCACCCUGCGUGAGAAACAACUACUAAUGGCACGGGAGCGUGCAUCAGUGCAUGCAAACACAAUAUCCACACAGAACUGCCUCGCCAACAGAUAG